Molecule: messenger RNA, 1590 nt
Organism: Protobothrops mucrosquamatus (brown spotted pit viper)
Lineage: Eukaryota; Metazoa; Chordata; Lepidosauria; Squamata; Viperidae
Gene: CDK16
Product: cyclin dependent kinase 16
Exons: 15
Coding region: 20-1426 (468 amino acids)
Biological process (GO): exocytosis; protein phosphorylation; neuron projection development
Cellular component (GO): synaptic vesicle; nucleus; cytoplasm
Molecular function (GO): protein kinase activity; ATP binding
Source: RefSeq, a predicted model, not a curated record
CUCCAGCCCCUUCCCCAUCAUGGAUCGGAUGAAGAAGAUCAAGAGGCAGCUGUCCAUGACGCUGCGGGGGAGCCGAACUGUAGAGAAAAACCUCAACGAACCCAUCAAUAUAGAGGAAAGCAACAGCAGCGAUAAUGAGAUUGUUCAUGAGGACCUCAAAAUGGGUUCGGAUGGUGAGAGUGAUCAGGCAUCAGGAACAUCAUCAGAUGAGGUGCAGUCUCCAGUCCGAGUGCGCAUGCGGAACAACCCAGCGCGCAAGAUUUCCACUGAGGAUAUUAACAAGCGCCUGUCACUCCCAGCUGACAUCCGUCUGCCCGAAGGCUACCUGGAGAAACUGACCCUCAACAGUCCUCUCUUUGACAAGCCCUUGAGCAGGCGGUUACGCAGAGUCUCUUUGUCAGAGAUUGGCUUUGGGAAGCUGGAGACAUACGUGAAGUUGGACAAAUUGGGAGAGGGAACCUAUGCCACUGUCUACAAGGGAAAGAGUAAACUCACCGACAACUUGGUGGCCUUGAAGGAGAUCCGUCUUGAGCAUGAAGAGGGCGCCCCUUGCACAGCCAUUCGGGAAGUUUCACUUCUAAAAGAUUUGAAACAUGCCAAUAUAGUGACCCUGCACGAUAUCAUCCAUACAGAGAAAUCCCUGACUCUUGUCUUCGAGUAUUUAGAUAAAGACCUCAAACAGUAUCUAGAUGAUUGUGGGAACGUAAUAAAUAUGCACAAUGUGAAGUUGUUCCUGUUCCAGCUGCUACGUGGCCUAGCCUACUGUCACCGUCAGAAGGUGCUGCAUCGAGACUUGAAGCCCCAGAAUUUGCUUAUUAAUGAGAGAGGGGAGCUCAAACUAGCAGAUUUUGGACUAGCCCGGGCAAAAUCUAUCCCCACCAAGACCUACUCCAACGAGGUGGUAACACUUUGGUACCGACCGCCUGAUAUUCUGCUGGGCUCGACAGAAUAUUCCACCCAGAUUGACAUGUGGGGUGUGGGCUGCAUUUUCUAUGAGAUGUCCACAGGGCGGCCGCUCUUCCCAGGCUCCACAGUUGAGGAGCAGCUGCAUUUCAUUUUUCGGAUAUUGGGGACACCCAAUGAAGAGACAUGGCCUGGAAUCCUGUCCAAUGAAGAAUUCCGAGCGUAUAAUUACCCCAAAUACCGUUCUGAGGCCCUGAUCAACCAUGCCCCUAGGCUGGACAAUGAUGGGGUUGACCUUUUAGGAAAGCUGCUGCAGUUUGAGGGCAGGAAGCGGAUCUCUGCAGAUGAGGCCAUGCGUCACCUGUUCUUCCACAGUCUGGGAGAGCGGGUCCUCAAACUUCCAGACACAACAUCAAUAUUUGCACUAAAGGAGAUUCAGUUACAGAAAGAGACUGGGCUGAGAUCUGCUUCCCUGCCUGAAUCAGUGAAUGGUCAGAAUGGACGACCAAGCCUGCUGCUUUGAAGCCUACAGUUCUGGGUUGGCAAGGGUAGAAAGAAGCCAGGUUUCCCCCCCGCCCCCACCUCACGGACUAUCUCCACUGGUGGCUUCUUGGUAUUGAACUGUGGCAUGAGGACCUUGUGCUGGGAAUUUGCUGGGGCAAAGGUGGGGGCCCCUGGAACUGAGGA